GCAGAAGAACUGCAGUUAUGAAUAAGUUUGCUCUGCCCCCACAGCUGUGUCAGAAAAGCUGCAAAGCCAGUCAUCAGCCGAUUUUGGCUUCCUGCUGUUUUUUCAUCCAGAGUGGUUUUCAGGCCAUGCAGAUCGCUCUAAAGAGAAUUCAGUUAUACUCUAUGCAGUCUGCUUUGCUGACUUGCUUUGGAGGAGUCAUUUUUUGAAGCAGUCUGUUUUUGUUUGCAUUUCUUUCCGUUCCAUGAGCAGUGUUGGUUCAUCAUUUCUACCCUGCUAUGUGUUCCAGUGAUUACAGAGUAAGGUUUUUCUUUUUUGGUCUUCUGAUUUUACACCCUGAAAGCAUGAAAGUUUCUUGUGAAGCCUUUCUCAAGAAAGAAGAUGCACUAAAUUUCCUUGUCCAAAGACAGAAGCGGGCCAACAGCGGUCUGGAAGAAAUAAGAGUUGGUAGUGUAGAACGUGAGUGCUUGGAAGAAAGAUGCUCUCUGGAAGAAGUGAGAGAAAUAUUUGAACACCCAGGCAAAGUAGAGGAGUUCUGGAGAGUAUAUGGUGAUGGUGAUCAGUGUGCUUCUAACCCAUGCCAAAAUGGAGGAACGUGUGUAGACCAGACAAAUGCGUAUGUAUGUUAUUGCUUAGAAGGCUAUGAAGGGAGAAACUGUCAGACAGCAAUUGAGGAUUACCUGCACUGCAUUUAUGACAAUGGUGGAUGUGAACAUUUCUGCAUUGAGAAAGGAGACGCCAUCCGAACCUGUGAAUGUGCCGAAGGAUAUGUUCUUGCAGAAAAUAAUAUAUCCUGCAUUCCUAAUGUGAGAUACCCUUGUGGGAGGAUUGUUGUAACAGAAAGGGAAGGACCUGUAAAUGAAUCAAACGGAAGGAUAGUGGGAGGUAAAGAAUGCCUUGCAGGAGAAUGUCCCUGGCAGGCUCUUCUGAAUUAUGAAGAAGAAUCUUUAUGUGGUGGUGUUUUGCUUAAUUCACUGUGGGUUGUAACGGCAGCUCACUGUGUGUUGAAGAGAUUUGCUUCACAUUUUCUUGUUCUACUGGGAAAGCAAUACAGAGAUACGAAAGAAGACACUGAGCAAGUUCGAGGUGUUGCAAAUAUAAUAAUUCAUGAAAAUUAUUCUGAAUUUACCUUUGACAAUGACAUAGCAUUGCUACAGUUAAAGGAUCCAGUUAUUUACACUGAUUUUGUGAUACCCAUUUGUUUGCCCAGGAAAUUUUUGGAAAUGCAACCAAUUUCAGCAGUGAAAUUUUCGACAGUCAGUGGAUGGGGAAAAUAUUCUGAGAUGGGCCCUCAAGCCAAUAUUCUUCAGAAGGUUCAAGUUCCACGCAUAAAGAAUAAGGAAUGCAAAGAACAGAGUAAAUUACCAAUUACAGAUAACAUGUUCUGUGCAGGAUUCCAAGAUGGUCACCAUGACUCUUGUAAAGGAGACAGUGGAGGACCGCAUAUUACAAAAUACAAAAACACAUGGUUUUUGACAGGAAUUGUAAGUUGGGGAGAUGGCUGUGCAAAACAAAACAAGUACGGCAUAUACACAAGGAUAUCAAGGUAUAUUGACUGGGUGAAAUAUUUUGUAUUAUAAUUUAUUCCAGAAUUUUUAAGAGUUAUCCAAUUAAAAAUUCUAUAUUGCA
Molecule: messenger RNA, 1626 nt
Organism: Protopterus annectens (West African lungfish)
Lineage: Eukaryota; Metazoa; Chordata; Ceratodontiformes; Protopteridae
Product: coagulation factor VII-like
Exons: 8
Coding region: 276-1577 (433 amino acids)
Biological process (GO): blood coagulation; proteolysis
Cellular component (GO): extracellular region
Molecular function (GO): calcium ion binding; serine-type endopeptidase activity
Source: RefSeq, a predicted model, not a curated record